AUGAAUGUCGAUAAAAGCGUUAUUCCGAUCAUUGAUCCAAGCUAUGCAGAUCUAAUCCCAUCAAAUGUUCUCUAUUUCAAUGGUGAUCUCAACGUCUACUUCAAAUAUUUUCUUGGCGUAUACGCAUUGUAUAGUGUCGUUUUCUUCUUUUUUGUGCAUAUAUUAAUGGAUCGAGUUGUGCCUUGUUUUUUCAACGGCCAUUCGGUGGUUAUUGGAAUGAACACUUUAUAUCCACGAGUUAAAUUGUUAGUGAAAGGAUAUUAUUCGCUGCUUUUUCGAAACGUUCAUGUCGAUCGCAGCACAACAAUGCAAGUGAUCGAGAAGAAAGUCGACGUUUUACCCGCAAAGCGG
Messenger RNA from Mesorhabditis belari, 351 nucleotides. NCBI's taxonomy places the organism in Eukaryota, Metazoa, Nematoda, Chromadorea, Rhabditida, Rhabditidae. The record is from the annotation of a GenBank genome assembly.